AGAAAAUAAAAUUCACCCUGUCGACUUGGUGGACACCCUACCCUUGCGUGAGGUUGAAGGCGAGUCUCCAUGUGCUCAAUAAAUCAUGAAAACAGUGAAUGUAUUUGUCCAAACCAUAACCUCACAUAAUACCGGUACAAAUAAAUUGAAAUAACAUUUCUUUGUCAGUAUUUGAAACCGUUAUUGAAGAUUACUGAAGAAGCUCAACUUAUCAAAUACUUCAGAAUGUCAACAGUGCUUCGGGUUAAGCGUCGAAUCGAUGAUGAACCCCUGGAUGUCCUCUUAAUUGCAUGUAAGAAGAGAAAAGUCGAAGAAGCAGAAGCUGUUGGGAGCGAUGAAUCCGGUGCUGUCACUGCUGUUGUCAAAUUUGCUGGAACUGUCCAGACUCAGGAGGAGGAUCUGGCCCAUCAUCUCACCAGGGCAUUGAGCAAAGAUGAGUUGAAGGCCAAUUAUAAACAGCACAUCGUUGAUGUCACCAGCAAAUCGCGAAUUAAAACGCAAGAGAGAUCUAAAGAAAGUCGAUACAGAGUUGUAAAUUGCUACAGAUCAAUUGGAGGUCCAGCCAUUGAAAAAACUAAUAGCGAUGGGAUGACUGUCAUUGAUGUCGAGGAUUCAGUCUCUUGUUACAAAAAGAAAUCUGGGGACAGGGACGAAAAAUAUGUUUACGAUCUGUAUUAUACUCAAACUGAAGAAAAGCUGGAGCCUGAGAAUGAUUUUUCAGUCCACAUCCUUGAUCAAGAACUGGUCUUUGACAAUUAUAGAGAUCCUGCUAAUAAAUCAGAUGCUGAUGAGUCCGAGGACUCGAACUCUGAAUCAAACUGGAGAAAUGAAUAUCCAGACUCCGAGCACUCCGAUGAUUCCAUCAACGAGGACGACAUGAGAGCAGCUGUGGAAAGACUAAAAGUCGAUGGUGAUGAGUCUGAUCUGUCCUCUGACAAUGAUUUUGUUUAUGCAGUUGAUGAGGAUGACGUAAAUAAUUAUGGGUACAAAUAUGCUAAAUACAAGGCGAGGAUUAAGGAGGAACUCAGUGAGGGCAACAGUAGCUCUAAGGAUUUGGAUAAUUAUGGAAGUGAUUGCAGUGGCCAGUGAAACAAGUUGCUGUUGAAAAAUGUGAUUGAGAGAGGACAAUAAUUACAAGUUCUAAGUGUGAAUGAAAAUUUAUUACUUGAUUUACGAUCGAUAAAUUGAAUAUUGCAUUGAAUCAAUCGUAAAAUUUAAUUGAAAAUAAAUAAACAAUUAUGGAUUCAUAUUAAUUUAAUCACAGAGCGUUUAUUCAUGAUUUCCACAAUUCAUUCAUAAUAAAAAAAGAAAAAAAAAAUAUUUAAGAGCAGUCUCAAUCAGACGUGCGAGAAAAAUACCCAAGGAACAAUAACAUUAUUUCAUUCAAAUUGCGCUCAAAAAAUUUCAUGUCUUUUAUCAAUGAAAUAUUCUCCAUCAUUUUUUUUUUUUACCAUAUG
Fopius arisanus is the source of this 1457-nucleotide messenger RNA. RefSeq names its product female sterile (2) ltoPP43 (gene fs(2)ltoPP43). The coding region runs from base 226 to 1089 and encodes 287 amino acids. NCBI's taxonomy places the organism in Eukaryota, Metazoa, Arthropoda, Insecta, Hymenoptera, Braconidae. The transcript has 3 exons. Gene Ontology annotation, biological process: developmental process. The record is from RefSeq and is a predicted model, not a curated record.